AUGGACCACGAAGAGCCACCAUUACAGCCCCAGCCUCAUUUCGGAAUGCAAUGCCGUUAUCCUGGCUGCUCGGUCACGGUCCUGUUCAUGGAUCGGUAUUGUGCGCAUCAUGCCGCACCAGACCCCCCACAACAAGCAGGCGGAUAUUGGCGCCAAUCCACCAUGGAUGACCGACCUAGAGCGAGUCCCAGCCGUGGGUCUGAUAGUACUAUGCCUGGCUUGCCCUCGAACUCUCGACUCGGAGAGGAAUUCUUCCACCGGGCCCAACGGACAGCCAAGAAGGUUGCCCAAAGUCCCGGGAUUCAAAACAUGCCACGAGGACUCACCCCAUUCUCGAGGUCAGGCACACCACAGAUCCCCAGUAGCCAUCUAUUACAUCCCAAAGCAGACGCAUACAGCCCAGUAUCAUUGCCCAACCACCAUGGAGCUCAGUGGCCCCCGUCAGGAGGCCUUCCGCGUAAACGGCCAGUGGCAGGGCAAGACAACCCUCCACCCAGGCCACCGAUCUUCAGACCCUAUCUACCCCCUAUCCUAAGUGUUGCACCGAAGCCCCUAUCUCCCGACCGCGAUCACAAGCCUCGAGUCGAGGCUUCGAGAUUAGAGUCGACGAUAUCACUUCCGCCGUUGCGAGAUCAUUCAGCAUUACCACACGAGAGCCACACAUCCUCCCUGCCACAUCUGAAUUCGUGGAUUAUAGAAGAUCCGCGGACCGGAGGCUUUCCUCGACACAAUGCUUUCAAACCACCACCUCCAAAGCAAAAUUCCCUGCAGACAUUCCGGACAGAUUUAGAAAGCAAGGCGGAAAGCUGGUACGCGCGACAGGAAAUCGAAAAGCAGCAACGGCUUAGGCAGCCAUCAGAGUCGAGUGAGUCUCAGCCCAGCACACGGCCUCAACAGACACCGCACAGGCAAGUCUCGGUGAAGAGGGUGCCAGACGGACUGCCUGUUCAUGUCCGAGACGCAUUAGAAGGGCAGUUUGUCUCGUCUAUGGCAGCGCCGCCACCUCGACAUGCAGCCGCGCAGCACCUUGCUAACGGCCACACCACAACGGCUCACGCCCCCUUUGCCCACACGGCGUCUUCGAGAGCACAUAGGGAGAAGGAACGAAUCAGACAAGUCACAGAAGCCGCUGUCCGUCGCGAGAGAUUGGCUGCCUCGUUCGACCAAACGACGUUCGACGCUGAGGUGUACGCGCAAGGCCGCGACGAAACAUCUCCCGCGCCGCAGCAGCCUCCAGCGGACCGACUGCCAGAAGAGAGCGACCGUCUGCACCUCGCUUUCGACCCGCGGAUCCACUGGCCGCUGCGCUGGACGGAAGAGUGGUACGACGCCAAGAUGGCGGAGAUCAGGGCGCGAGGCGGCAGGAAAGCCCACUUUGGACGCGCAGCGCAGCGGCGGCGGGACGUCAGACGCCAGGCCGAAGCCCGGAUGCGGGCCGACAAGGCGGCGCUUGCUCUCGGCCAGCCGCUGCGGCGGCACCCGCCCGCACCGUGGACGCACAGCCGCCCUGUGGAUUUUGGGGACGUUUCGGAGAGCGAGCUGCCAGACUAUGUCAAGGCCAACCCGUCCUGGCUGCGCGCCUGCGAGUGGAUGCGCUCGAACCGCGCCCAAGUCGUGCACAUUGCGCAGCAGAAGAUGCGGCGGAAAGCAGCGGGCGAAACGAUCCAGAACUUGCUGGAUCAGGGGAGGGGGUCUGUCGCGGCGGACGCCGUGACCAACGGACAGGCGGCUUCGCCGAGUGGGCGAGCCUGA
Messenger RNA from Verticillium alfalfae VaMs.102, 1752 nucleotides. RefSeq lists its product as hypothetical. Bases 1 to 1752 code for a protein of 583 amino acids. The transcript has a single exon. NCBI's taxonomy places the organism in Eukaryota, Fungi, Ascomycota, Sordariomycetes, Glomerellales, Plectosphaerellaceae. The record is from RefSeq and is a predicted model, not a curated record.